This is a messenger RNA of Periophthalmus magnuspinnatus, 1457 nucleotides long. It is a transcript of the gene fbxo9, whose product is annotated as F-box protein 9. Lineage: Eukaryota; Metazoa; Chordata; Actinopteri; Gobiiformes; Gobiidae. Gene Ontology annotation, biological process: SCF-dependent proteasomal ubiquitin-dependent protein catabolic process. Gene Ontology annotation, cellular component: SCF ubiquitin ligase complex. The record is from RefSeq and is a predicted model, not a curated record. The coding region runs from base 165 to 1415 and encodes 416 amino acids. The transcript has 13 exons. Gene Ontology annotation, molecular function: protein binding.
CAGGUUUACUUCCCGUUUCAGAGGCUCGUGGCUGCUCAGCGAAAUGGCUGCGUUCCUGCGAGCUCGUAAAUAUGUUGGCUGCGUUGUGCGUUUCUCCGACCGUGAACUGUAAACGCAAGUUCUGACCGGGAAUUGAAAACUCAAAAACUACUGGCCAAGCUGUCAUGGCUGAAGAUGAGGCAGAUUUUGGAGGUACAGUGGAGGAUGGAGAUGAAGGGUCAGAAGAUCCAGAUCUUCAGGGAGAGCUUAAUGCAUUCAGAGUUCAGUGGAUGUCAGAGCUUAAACCAAGCUCUGAAGCGAGGAAUAAACACCUGCAAAAUAAAGGGCAGAAAAAGACGCAAGAAACGGCUUUGGAGGAAAAGGCCACAGAGCUGUUCUUAAGAGCCGUUCAUGAGGAACAGAUUGGAGCAGUCUAUGAAGCCAUCAAAUACUAUCGCAUGGCACUGCAGCUUGUGCCUGACAUUGAGUCUAAAAUCAACUACAGCCGGCCUACUGAUGCAGAUAAGAUGAUAGAGGAGAGUGAUGCUGACAGUGACAUUGAGGACUUGCUCUCAUAUUUUGAGCAGCAGCUCACGCUGGAAAGCUCCUAUCCAAAGUUCUGCACACCUGAGGUGGACAUGGCUCAGACUCACAUCUCAAUCCUGCCAAGAGAAAUUGUAAUGUACAUAUUUCGCUGGGUAGUGUCCAGUGAACUGGACAUGCGUGCUCUGGAACAGCUGUCUUUGGUUUGUCGUGGAUUUUACAUUUGUGCAAGGGACCCAGAAAUCUGGCGCUCUGCUUGUUUGAAGAUCUGGGGAAAGACAAAACUCUCCAAACCAUACACCUCAUGGAGAGAGAUGUUUCUGCAGAAGCCACAUGUUCGUUAUGAUGGAGUCUAUAUCAGCAAAACAUCAUAUAUUCGUCAAGGAGAGGAAUCACUGGAUGGGUUUUAUAGACCUUGGCAACAGGUUGAAUACUACAGGUACCUGCGAUUCUUCCCUGACGGGCAGGUCAUAAUGAUGACUACCCCUGAGGACCCACUCACUAUUGUUCCUCACCUAAAAACUAAGAACACAAGACUGGAUGCCAUUUUGCUUGGCCAUUACCGUCUAUCGCAGGAGACAGACAAUCAAACCAAAGUAUUUGCAGUUCUUGCCAAGAAAAAAGAUGAGAAAAUGAAUGAGUUUACAAGGAAUCGGUUCUCAAGACGAAAUCCUUUACCAGAUGCGGAGCACAGCUUCCAUGUAGGAUUGCAGCUGUCCUCUGGGGGGCGCCAGUGUUCCAAUAAACUGAUGUGGGUCCACCACUCCUGUCACAUCAAAUACAGAGUGACUGGGGAAACCGUUGUGACAGCGUUUGACCUGGACCAGAUGUAUACACCUUUUUUCUUUGCUCGAGUGAAGAGUUACACAGUUUUCUCAAACCAGCCACUCUAAGCUCAUGCUUUCACCAAUGAUUACAUUAAAGUUCAUUCACCA